CUAGGUGGUUUGGAAGCAGUGGCUCUCGUCGAUCGAACCCCCAUGGAUGAUCUCGAGAGAGAGUUGGCAGAGCUGUUGAAGUUCGACGAUGAUGAUCUAUUGACGACGCCACCUGGAUUUGUUCAGGGAAUGGUGUUUGAUGAUAAUGCAACCAUACCUACGGUCUCGGCAAACAACACUAUCGACAUUGCAGAUAUCCUUACCGGCGGGGAUGAUCUAGCUUUCGAACUGUUAAAAGAAGAGGAAGCCGCCGCUGAAGCUGAUGACAAAGCCAAAGCCGAAAGUGCCCCCGAACCAGAGUCGGACACUAGCGAGGGAACUCAGGAAAUCGACUCGCUUCUUCCAUCGAAGCCCGACAUGCCAUUCACAUCGUCGGCGAAAGUCGACGCACCGCGGAAAGUCGACUGGGCGCAAGUCGUCGAUGUUGAACAAGGAUUCCCAGAGUUCUACGAUCUGGUGCCAGAGUUGGCGCAUCAGUUUCCUUUCGAGCUGGAUGUCUUCCAGAAGCAAGCCGUCUACCACUUGGAAAAUGGAGAUUCCGUGUUCAUAGCGGCACACACGUCCGCGGGGAAAACCGUCGUCGCCGAGUACGCCAUAGCAUUGGCCCAGAAGCAUAUGACGAGAGCCAUCUACACAUCCCCCAUCAAAGCACUCAGCAACCAAAAGUUUCGCGACUUCCGCACAACAUUCGAUGACGUCGGAAUCCUAACAGGAGACGUCCAGAUCAAGCCCGAAGCAAGCUGCCUGGUCAUGACCACCGAGAUUCUCCGGAGUAUGCUGUAUCGUGGCGCCGACCUUAUCCGAGAUGUGGAGUUUGUGAUUUUUGAUGAAGUGCAUUAUGUGAAUGAUAUUGAGAGAGGAGUUGUAUGGGAGGAAGUUAUCAUUAUGCUGCCUGCGCACGUCAACCUGAUUCUAUUGUCCGCGACUGUGCCCAAUACCCGAGAAUUUGCAGACUGGGUCGGACGCACAAAGAAGAAAAACAUCUAUGUCAUCUCCACAGCAAAACGUCCUGUUCCCCUGGAGCAUCACCUGUACGUCCCCACAACGGACAAGGAGCUCUACAAGGUUGUCGAUUCGCAGAAAAAGUUCCUUUCCACGGGGUGGAAGGCUGCCCAAUCAGCACUUGCAGGACCCAAGAAGGAAGCACCACGCCCGGGGUCAGGCGGUGUUCCGGCACGAGGCGGCGGGCGGGGCGGUCAAGCAAGUGGUGGUCGCGGUGGAAGAGGUGGUGGGCGUGGAGGGGCUCAGCAGACCUUUACGUCGGCUGGGAGUCGGGCCGGACCUAAUGCUAGGGCUAUGGGACAGACUGAUCGGAACAUGUACGUCCACCUCCUCGGACUACUCAAGAAAAAACAGCUACUCCCCGUCAUCGUCUUCACUUUCUCCAAAAAGAAAUGCGAAGAGUACGCAAACGGGCUCGCCAACGUAGAUUUCACAGCCGGCGCCGGCGAAAAAAGCGAAGUGCACGUAUUCAUCGAGAAAUGUGUCGGGCGGCUGAAAGGCAGCGACAAGGAAUUGCCGCAGAUCUUGCGGAUGCGGGAUCUGUUAAGUCGCGGGAUCGCCGUGCAUCACGGUGGACUGCUGCCCAUCGUGAAAGAGAUGGUGGAGAUUUUAUUUACGCGUGGGCUCGUCCGCUGCCUGUUUGCAACCGAGACGUUUGCGAUGGGUGUCAACGCCCCUGCUCGGUGCGUCGUUUUUUCAUCAACGCGGAAACAUGAUGGACGGUCGUUCCGCGAGUUGCUGCCCGGGGAAUACACGCAAAUGUCAGGUCGAGCAGGCCGUCGUGGACUGGACGAUCGGGGCAUCGUUAUCAUCGCGUGCAACGACGAGGUUCCUGAAAGCCUCGGUCUGCAACAAAUGAUUCUGGGCCAGCCCACGAAGCUCGCGUCCCAGUUCCGUCUUACAUACACGAUGAUCCUUAACCUACUCCGAGUGGAAGCCUUGAAAGUGGAAGAGAUGAUCAAGAGGAGUUUUUCCGAGAAUGUUGCGCAGAAGUUGUUGCCUGAGCAGCAGAAGCAGCAUGCCGAGCACGCAGAAACCCUAUCAACGCUGACCAAGCUGUCGUGUCCUAUCUGUUCGGCCGAUAUAUACCCAUACUACGACCUGUCAUACAGAGUUGCGACGUUGCAGUUCGACCUGCGGGACCGGGUCAUGAAGACCCCAAUGGGUGGCAAGUCGUUGGCGGUGGGGAGGAUCGUGGUCGUUAACAGCAAAUUCCACCGCAACGCUGUUGGCGUGAUUGUUGGGAGUGGGCCUGACCGUGCGGGCGGGGAAGAUAAAAAGUACAGUAUCUUGAUUUUGACGGAUCAGAACGACUUGACGAAGGAGGGGAUGGCCAGUGCGAAUGCCCCCAUGCCUGUAACCCGUGUCACUGUGCCUUCGGCGGAGAAGAUCGACAAUGAGAUUGUUGACCUUCCGGUGACCGACAUAUGGGUCAUUACCAAGCUGCAGAUCAAGAUCGACCCAGAACUGGUAACAGCGAAACGAGACCGCGCAGAGAUCGCAAGAGCUGUGCAAGAGCUUUUGCGCAUCGGGCAAGAAAUCAACGCUGCUGGUCAGAUAUCGGAAUACGACUGGAGCAAAAUACGGGACAUCGACUUCCAAGAGCGAUAUCGGGAGAAGGAACACCUGCUUGCCCAGCUUAACAACUUCCAAUGCGUCAAAUGUCCUGAUCUCAUGGAACACUACGCCAAGGUUCACAACGAACGCACCUUGGAGAAACAAGUCGCAGAGCUGGCACAUAAGAUCUCAGACCAGAAUCUGGAAUUGCUUCCUGACUACCAUCAGCGUGUGGAGGUUCUCCGUGUGAUGAAUUUCAUUGACGAGAACGGCACGGUAACAAUAAAAGGACGGGUUGCGUGCGAGAUCAACACCGCAGACGAACUGAUCCUGACGGAGCUCAUUCUCGAAAACUUUUUGGCAGACUAUGAGCCAGCAGAGAUUGUUGCGUUGCUCAGCUGUUUUGUGUUUCAGGAGAAGACGCAGAAUGAGCCGGCUAUGACGCCGAGGCUCGAAACGGGCGUCAAAGCCAUCGUAGACAUUGCGACGCGUGUCGGCGACAUCCAACGAAGCUGCGGACUGGACGUCCGUACAGAGGACGUCCUAUCAAACAUCAAAAUCGGACUCGUCGAGGUCGUAUACGAAUGGGCACGUGGAUUACCGUUCAAGCAUAUCACGCAUCUCACGGACGUCUUGGAAGGCUCCAUCGUCCGAACCAUCAUCCGACUUGAAGAAACGUGCCGCGAGGUGCAAGGCACGGCGCGGCUGAUUGGAGAUGCGGGACUGUUCAAGAAGAUGGAGGAGGCGCGGGAGUGCAUCAAGAGGGAUAUUGUUUUUGCAGCUAGUUUGUACUUUUAGGUGGUUUCUUUCUUAGGGGUUUAGGAGUUUGGACGCUUUUCCAAGGGCCCUUGACGUGACAUGUGUGGAUAGCUAGAUCGAGCGCAUGGACGGCAUAGAGCAGAUCUAUAUUAGCUUCGCCCAGUCUUUGAGUGUCGGCCAAAUAGCUGGGCUAAUCCACACUAUUACCAGUCUACUCUGCCAUAGAGAGACUCUAUUCCUCCUUGUACAUACAGCUGCUGCUAAGUGGCGGCGGCUGCUUUGUAGAUUUGGCUGGGUAUGUUUUGUUUGCGUUUCGGCUGGGCUGCUGCCCGCACGAGCGAAAGCGUCGCGGAUGUCAUC
This is a messenger RNA of Fimicolochytrium jonesii, 3678 nucleotides long. Its product is annotated as antiviral helicase. Gene Ontology annotation, biological process: nuclear-transcribed mRNA catabolic process, 3'-5' exonucleolytic nonsense-mediated decay. The coding region runs from base 43 to 3357 and encodes 1104 amino acids. The transcript has 16 exons. NCBI's taxonomy places the organism in Eukaryota, Fungi, Chytridiomycota, Chytridiomycetes, Spizellomycetales, Powellomycetaceae. The record is from RefSeq and is a predicted model, not a curated record. Gene Ontology annotation, cellular component: Ski complex. Gene Ontology annotation, molecular function: RNA helicase activity; ATP binding; RNA binding.